AUGGAGCAGUGCACAUCAUACAUAGGAUGUGAGACUUCUACAGUGCCUUUGUCUGAUAUCGCUCAGAGAAUUAUGGCAGCUUUGCAGUCUUUUCCUGUAGGAGAAAUUCAGACUAGCAGAAAGGAUAACCAGAGUAUAGAGAAGACAAAGGAAAAUAAACUAGAUGAUAAGGAUGCACAUCUGAAAAAUGAAAAGGAGAUUCAUGAUUAUACAAUAGCCUUAUUAAAAACAUCUGCCAGUCCUGAAAAAAGUACUACUGGUCAGAUAGUCAGGACUGACAAAGUGCUUUGCUGUCAAGAUACCAAAGCAGCAAGCUGUUACCAGGAUUUAGACUUGCCAACAUGGGGAUGUAGAGAAAGAAAUCUUUCAGUAGAAGCAGGAAACCUGAAGGAUGGGAAAAAGAGUAUAGCUACUCCCCUUAAAAGAAAGCAAGAUAUGCCUGCUUGUUGUUCAGAGAAAUCAAGAAGAUUACCUGUAGAGACCUCACCUUCUUCACAUGAAAGAAAAUACAACUGUAUUUGUGGACAAACAGAGUCUUCUGAAAAUUAUCCUUGUGAUAUCAGGAAUUUGGGAGAUGAAGAAAAGAGAGAAUUGCUUGCAACUAUAGAACAGGCCCUGGCUUUUGUAACUACUAUGAUAUUUCAGGAUGGUUCUUCGCAGCUCAACUCAGAGCAGGUCUUAACAUCAUCAGUAAAAGGAGUAGUUGUGUUAAUGAAGAAUCAGACUGAUCACCCUUGCCCUCCCAGUUACUCUUCAGCUGACUGUACUUGGAAUGCUGUUAGUGAAAAUGAUAAAUUAAUUUAUUUAAAAACUGAAUGGUCUUCUCUUUGGGAACAAGAACAACAGGCUCACAAGAAAUUUGCUUGGCAAGUGUUGUUUCGAAUGCUACAUUGCAAAGUCCCGAUUAUCUGCUUCAAUGCAAAAGAUUUCCUGAGGACUCUGCUUCAAGUUUAUGGUAAAGAAAUUACUUGGAAACAAGUUGCUGAUAGUACUGUGUUGGAUCCAAGGAUUGCAGCAUGGCUGAUAAACCCCAGUGACACAGUUCCCUCUUUUGAGUGUUUAAUACAGAAGUAUUUUGAAAAGCCUUUUUCUAUGGGAACUGUAAAUACAGCCACUCUGAGCAAUACAUCAUAUCGAAACAUAGGUGUGAACUUGGAGAAGCUUUAUAAUGUGAUGAUGGACCUUGCUCAUGACUUAGAGGUUCAAGGUUUGUGGAAAUUAUUUUGCAAAUUAGAGCUUCCGCUUAUCAAAAUUCUGGCAGUGAUGGAAACACAGAAAAUACAAGUGAACAAACAAGAACUGAAAAAGACAUCAGAGAUUCUAGGGUUGCGACUCAAAGAGCUUGAACAGGAAGCUCACCAAGCUGCUGGAGAACAAUUCCUUUUGACCAGCAGCAGUCAACUCAGAGAGGUACUAUUUGGAAAGUUAAAGCUGCAUGCACUGUGUGAGAAGCUUCACAGAACUGAAAUGCAACAACUUGUGUCCACCUCAGAAGUUAUGUUAAAUAAGUUGCAAGAUCUUCAUCCUUUGCCUAAGAUAAUUUUAGAAUACCGUCGGGUUCAUAAGAUGAAAUCGACUUAUGUGGAUGGACUACGAACGUGCAUGAGAAAGGGAUUUAUUUCCUCUACAUGGAAUCAGACAGGAACUGCGACCGGGAGACUUUCAGCCAAACAUCCAAACAUUCAAGGUAUCUCUAAACAUCCAGUUAGGAUUACAAAGAAACAGUACAUAAAAG
Apaloderma vittatum (bar-tailed trogon) is the source of this 1735-nucleotide messenger RNA. RefSeq names its product polymerase (DNA directed) nu (gene POLN). The record is from RefSeq and is a predicted model, not a curated record. Gene Ontology annotation, biological process: double-strand break repair; DNA-templated DNA replication. NCBI's taxonomy places the organism in Eukaryota, Metazoa, Chordata, Aves, Trogoniformes, Trogonidae. The annotation marks the transcript as partial. Gene Ontology annotation, molecular function: DNA-directed DNA polymerase activity; DNA binding. The transcript has 15 exons.